Messenger RNA from Centruroides sculpturatus (bark scorpion), 443 nucleotides. RefSeq names its product thyrostimulin alpha-2 subunit-like. Lineage: Eukaryota; Metazoa; Arthropoda; Arachnida; Scorpiones; Buthidae. The transcript is spliced from 4 exons. The record is from RefSeq and is a predicted model, not a curated record. Gene Ontology annotation, biological process: cell surface receptor signaling pathway. Gene Ontology annotation, molecular function: hormone receptor binding. Bases 114 to 443 code for a protein of 109 amino acids.
CGUAUAGAAAAACAUCAUUAUUAUUGUACAUAUUAUUGUUAUUUUCGUUUCCUGAUGCAAUCACCUGGAGGAUAUUUAAGAAAAAUAACGGUCAACAGUUUUAUUUAUCAAGCAUGAUUUCGAUUUCAAAGACCUACUUUUGGAUUUUUUACUCUUGUUUCCUGUGCAUCCAAGUACAGGCUUACUUCUGGGAAAGGAGCGGAUGCCAUAAAGUCGGGCAUACAAGAAGGGUUAGUAUACCAGAUUGUGUGGAAUUCGAUAUCACUACAAAUGCCUGCCGAGGAUUCUGUGUUUCGUUUUCGAUUCCUUCAUCCGAAGAGACUCUAAGAAUCAAUCCUCAUCAAGCAAUUACAUCCAUGGGAUAUUGCUGUAACAUUAUGGAAACAGAAGACGUAAGUGAUUAUUAUCCUUACUCUGUAAAUUUUUACUUUCGCUUUGAUUAA